AUGAUUACGAGAGCCAGAAGCACAGCGGCCUCCCGGCUGCUACGUUUGGCUCAGCGACGGUUUACUGCCGCGCUCUCUGCUUCCACGCCUCUGGAGCCAGUCAUCGAGGACACCAUCCGGACCAUUGGACCGAUUAGCCUGUCAAAGUUCAUGAGAACAUGUCUCACCCACCCCGAACACGGCUAUUACAUACACAAGGACCCUUUGGACGUAAACAGCGGCGACUUUAUAACCGCUCCGGAGAUGUCUGUGGCGUACGGGAUGACCUGCGGACUGGCGUUCGUGCGAAUGUUUCUUGCCCAGCUGCAAUACCAGAGUCGACACAACCCUGGUUUCCAGGUCAAGGACAAGAUUUUCCGGGUAAUUGAGUUUGGCCCUGGCAAGGGCUCCAUGAUGAGGGGUCUGGCCAUUGUUUUCAAGCAGUACAUAAUUGAUAACCCCGUGGAGAUCGUCAUGGUGGAAAAGUCCGACAUUCUCAUCAAGGAGCAGCACAAACUCUUGUGCAAGUCUCAGGAGCUCGAAAAGGUCGACGAUUACAACUUCAGAAGUGUCACAGAAUGGGGGCAGAAGAUCACGUGGCAGAAAAACGAUCUUGUUGAGCUGGAUCUGGACCCCAAGUACAUGAACUUUGUCGUUGCUCACGAGUUUUUCGACGCCCUGCCCAUCGACCGAUAUACCAAGACCAAACACGGAUGGCGAGAGUAUCUGGUGGAUGUGCGGACACCAGAAGCUGGCAGAGCAGGGAAGUUUGGGCUGGUGGUGGCUCCUCACGCCACGCCCGGGUCAUUCAUUCCAGCAUCCAACGAACGCUACAAUAAACUAGCCGUCGGGGCCAACGUGGAGAUCUCGGCGGACGCUCACAUGUACGCAUCGCAGCUCGCCAAAAUUAUCAACUCUGCCGACGUCGGUGGAGCGCUGAUCAUAGACUACGGCCCAAUGGAUACAAUCCCGAUCAAUUCUCUGCGAGGCAUCAAGGGCCAUAAAUUUGUGGACCCGUUUUCAGAGCCUGGCAAAAUCGACCUUUCUGUGGACGUCGACUUCUUGGGACUGAGCCGUCUGUUUGAGUCACAGGGACUGAAAACAAUGAUACAAACACAAAGCCACUUUCUCAACUCAUCGGGGCUGCCAAGCAUCUUGGAAGGUCUUGCCUCUAGCAUGAAGGAGCAUCAGCAGCGGAUCGAGACGCUAUACCAACGCCUCACCGGAUCGGCUCCACAGGAUAUGGGAAGAGCGUACAAAGCGUUGCAGGUUUACAGGAACGCCAACAAGACUACCUGA
Molecule: messenger RNA, 1278 nt
Organism: Ogataea haglerorum
Lineage: Eukaryota; Fungi; Ascomycota; Pichiomycetes; Pichiales; Pichiaceae
Exons: 1
Coding region: 1-1278 (425 amino acids)
Biological process (GO): mitochondrial respiratory chain complex I assembly
Cellular component (GO): mitochondrion
Molecular function (GO): protein-arginine omega-N symmetric methyltransferase activity
Source: RefSeq, a predicted model, not a curated record